Cryptococcus deneoformans JEC21 is the source of this 1287-nucleotide messenger RNA. RefSeq lists its product as hypothetical. NCBI's taxonomy places the organism in Eukaryota, Fungi, Basidiomycota, Tremellomycetes, Tremellales, Cryptococcaceae. Gene Ontology annotation, cellular component: ribonuclease H2 complex; nucleoplasm. The record is from RefSeq and is a predicted model, not a curated record. The coding region runs from base 191 to 1180 and encodes 329 amino acids. The transcript has 9 exons. Gene Ontology annotation, biological process: ribonucleotide metabolic process; RNA catabolic process.
GCCCGAAGCAAAUCCAAAGUUGAGAAUUGGGACGCGUUUUGGAAAUAUCUAGGGUUCGCGAAAGUCAACGCGCUCGCGCGUGGAGGACUAAGAGCCGAACAUCAUUUUCACCUUUCAUUCAAAGCCCCAUAUCGUUUUCCGACCUCAAUAAAACAUCCUUGCGACCUGCCAUUUGACCCUUCUCCUCAUAAUGGACUACGUCUCAGUCCUACCCCAAGACAUUGACCUUUCAAGCUCACAUCAGUAUCUCCGUAUUCCACAUCCACGUACUGGAGAGGCACAACUCUAUCUUCCGUACACAACUGCUGCUGGCCAAGAUGUCGUCCUCGAAGCUGCCAAACUCAAUGGAUCACAACGGAGGACAUGGUUCAUUGGCGACUCCGGAAUAGAUGCCGGUGCUAUGCUUGUACAUUACCCCAUUGACCCAUUAUUCAUUGUUAUACCUCUUAUCCUAGCGCUUGUUCCUAAUGGGCCCCCUCCUCCAUUCCAGCCGCUUCAUGAUCUUCUUUCAGCCGCAUCAACGUCGACAUCUUUCGCCCUUCCCCUACCUUUUACUUCUGGUACAAAAGGCAAAUCGCCUAAUAGGUCGGAAGGCGUGAACGAGGACAUCGAGAGACUGUUAACACUGAAAAAUGUGAAAAGAGCGUUCAAGGCUUGCUGCGAAAAAAAAGUCAUCUCUACUGCCCCUCCAUCCCCGGAUCCUUCCUCUUCUCCGCAACCUCCCACCCAGAGCUUCUACAGGCCUUCACAAGAUUUGAUCAUCCAACAUCUCAAACGCAAGGCAGGAUUUUUUGCCGGACCAGAAGAGUUUGAAAAAUUUGAUCACCUUGUGCGAGGCCUGGGCAGAGAUGGGCUUUUGGAAAAAGAUAUCGAUGAGGAACUGUUGAGUUCGGCGAGGUUGAGAGCUGCAUGUGAUCACUUGGCCCAAUGGUUACCUGGCCCAGUCUUGUCAAAACUCGUAAAGUCAUACGACUUUGCUGCGCUCGAAGAACACCUCGCCUCUCGUUCAGCCGCAGCAUUCGCAGCCUCUCAAAUCACAACUUCCAACAACAAGAAAGAGGCCAAAGGCAUUAAGCGUAAAGCGCCGCCGGCAAGUAGGGGUGUUGAGUCGUUGAAAAAGGUUAACACCAACAAGAUGGCAAAAUUGACGUCUUUCUUCAAACCGAAGGAGAAGAAAUAAACGCUAGAUGGUCCGGAUAUAAUGGUUCUUGGGCGCUUUGUUACCCCUGUACUUUGCGUAUCAACAUUAAUUAUUAAUUGAGAAUGCCGGAGUAUAAUUAAAUGCUG